Messenger RNA from Astrephomene gubernaculifera, 2179 nucleotides. The record is from the annotation of a GenBank genome assembly. NCBI's taxonomy places the organism in Eukaryota, Viridiplantae, Chlorophyta, Chlorophyceae, Chlamydomonadales, Astrephomenaceae.
CUGCUGCUUGCGACAGCAGCGGCGGCGCCGCCGUACAAGCCACCGGCGUCGAAAGCGUCAGCAUUGCAAGCGACACCUCCGUCUCUUCUUUGUCUUCGUCUUCUCCGCCGGGCAUCCUCAGUGGCGGCUUGGGGCCCACGGGUGCUGCCGCCGCCGCGGCGUCAGCGGCGGAAGAGCCGUCACUGCCUCCGCCGACUCCCUGCUCGUCGUACGACGACGACGAUGAUGACGUCGCCGUCGCGGGCACUGACGUCGCGACUGCUGACGCCGCCGCCGCCGUCAGCAGCAGCAGCAGCAGCGACAUCAGCAGCAACCCCCCUACCUGCAGCAGCGGCGCCAGCACUACCGCUGGCGCCACCGACCUUGACAGCAGCACCAGCACCGCCCCCGCAGCCACAGCCGCCGCCUCCGCUGCCCCUAGCGGCCUCCCCCACCUCCAAAACGAGCUCAUGCGGGCGAUGAUGGAGGAGCUCGGCGGCAGCGGCGGCGCCGCUGUCCAGCCUGACGGCAGCACGGCAGGGGUUGCAACGGCGCUGAUGGCCGCUGAUGCGCCCUUCCCGUCAGCAGUAGCGGAGGUGACGUCAGCUCCUGAUGCCGCUGCACCAGUUGCUCCGCCGACUGACGUGGCCGCUGCUGCUGUCGUACCUCUCGUACCUGUCGCCGCCGCUGCCUCCAUGGCUCCUUCCGCCUCCGCCGCUGCCGCGGCCACGCCGAUUCCGCCGAGGGAUGUGGUCGGCGCCGCCAGCAGCCCUGACGCCACUGCUGCCGCGCCCUCCCCUGCGGAGGUUGCCGCCAUUUUGCAGCACCUCCGUAAGAUGUCCGCAGCGCUCACGGAACUGGCGCGCAACGCAUCUGAAGCGGGUAUUGAAGUCCCGGCCGUCCUGCUUCAGCCCUUCCCUGGAGUCCCCAUGGGCCCGGGCAGCAGCAGUCCCGCCGCUACCACCACCCCUGUUCCUGCCCCCACCGGUGUAACGCCAGCACCACCAGCUGCACCGCUGACGCAUUCGGUCAGCAACAACAACAGCAGCAGCGGCGGCGUGGCUGACACGUUCUACCAGGUUUCUGGCCGGGGCCGAGGCCGGGGCGGCGGUCGCGGUGGCCGGGGCGGCCGGUUCGGCGGCACCAGCCGCGGCGAUCUCGCGUAUACUUUCCCGCGCUACGACGACAUUGUUAAUGGCGGCAUGGGCCGUAGUUGGGGCCGCGGCCGUGGUAGGGGCUUCAGUGGCAGGGGUUCGCAACCUGCAAGGGAGGGAACGACAGGUGCGGCGGCGGCGGUGGUGACGGCUCCGCCGCCGCCAAAGCUAACGGAGGAGCAGUUGGCGGAGCUGCAAAAGAUGCCGUCGUACAUGUUUGAGAACUUGCCGCGUCUGCCGCACGAGUCGUCGUCGUCGGCUGUUGCGCAGCCGCCGUCGCCAGCAUCGUCGUCGUCGCUGGUACGACCGCCGGCACGACCCGGAUUGACUCCUUGAGUGGAGCUCGCUUUUGGUUUCCUUGCAACGUCAGGAUUGAUGUUUGAGGUGAAGUACGGUAAUGCGUAAUAUGAAAGGCUGGCGGUGCUGCUGGCUAUAGGAGGAUGCAAACGCCAAGUGAAGCGCGUGAUUGUGGCCGGCUGCUUAGAUGCUACACAGCUGGGAUGGCUUGGCUUGGCGGGGUUGCGGGUCUAGGCAAGUUACCGCUAUGCGCAGUACGGUACGUGACACAAUGACUUGGGCUAAGCUGUGAAGGAUGACACUUUGGGGUUGGAGUCACGUUGCCUGGUAGGUUUGGAAAGUCGUGAGGUGACUGAAGCAUGCGCCGAGCUGCAGAGGAGACGUGCAGCAGCAUGUCAAGAUUCGUGGGUUUGGCUCCGGUUGUAAAGGUGAUUAGAUGAGGCAGGUGUGAUGCACAUUAUGUGUUUCAAGAUCGGUUAGGAUGGUGUGGCGUUCAACUAACGCUACAUGUGGAAGGACAGGAUCAUGGCAUGGGUCAGAGAUACCGGUAAACCAAACCGGGUGUAUAGCGGUGGAAAAGCCGUACAGUCUUCGUACGGCCGUACCUGCGCCGCCGUACGAGGCCUAGAUGGGCCAUCCGUCCUGUCACACAUCUACGUCUUGGCUGGCAUAUUUGGGCCGUACGCGUGUCGUGCCACUUGUGUGUUUCACUCCUCACUGCCUGCCCGUUCCCCUCCCCUUCCCGCCGG